Messenger RNA from Trichoderma asperellum CBS 433.97, 1227 nucleotides. Lineage: Eukaryota; Fungi; Ascomycota; Sordariomycetes; Hypocreales; Hypocreaceae. The record is from RefSeq and is a predicted model, not a curated record.
AUGCCCUAUAGCAAACGAAACAUCCAAGGCGGGACGAAAGUGAAAACUGGUUGUGCAACCUGUAGAAUAAGGAGGAUCAAAUGCGACGAGAACAAGCCAUUUUGUCGAAAAUGCGUCAACACUGGUCGCACGUGCGACGGCUACGAGUCUCGCUUUAGACUGGUCACCAGCCAGCCCAUCAAUAACACUCAUGUUGAAGGCAUCAAGUCAGAUGCUGGGAUCCGACCGGCCUCGACUGAGAUCAAAUCUCAGGACAUCCACCUCCUCGGCCGUUACUUCUCAACCAAAACCAUGUUUGACGUGACGUUGGGCUGCGACGAAGAAGCUAGGCAAAUCCUCCAGGCCAGUCUGACUGAUGCGCGUAUACGACACGCAGUCUCGUCUCUCAGAGCUCUUCGGGAGGGCAUCGAGACGUCCGGAGACCUUACCUCGUCGGUGGCGCAUAAUACCCCGAGCUAUGAUUAUGGUCUCCGGCAAUACUGCAUGGCUUUGGGUGGUCUUGCGUCUAUCUUGUCGUCUCCAAGCCCCAGCGGGGUGAAUUCAGCAUUACUUUGCUGUCAGAUGUUCAUCAGCAUCGAACAAGCGCGAGGAAAUUACGCCGCCAUGGCGGAGCAUAUCAUUGGAGGACUUGGGAUCAUGCGCGAGUACCGUGCAAGGCCAGAUUUCGUUGCCGAUAAUAAAUUGGUGCCUGCACUUCAUUGCCAACUACCCUUGCUGGAUGUUUUCAUCAUCAAGGUGUUUGCUGCGCCGUGUAAAUUCGCAGAUCCUCCAGCUGCAGCCGUGCCCGUGUGUGUGGACUCGCUUGCUCAACAGCCUGUUGAAUCUUGCCCUUUUCGCACAAUUGCGCCUGACAUGCGAGCAGAGCUUACAAUGAUAGCUGAAUCCAUCGUUGAAUUUCUCGGCAAAGUGUCGCGCGUCGAAUCUGCAGGAAAUGCCCUUGGACUACUAUCCGAGAAAGCAGAUCUUGUGGACUCGUUAGAAUCAUGGCUCAAUCAUCUUGAGCUUGUUCAGGCGGAGAUCAGACCCCCUGGUCCUGAGCUUCUUUCAGUGACUUUCAUGCGUUUCUUCUACUUGGUACUGAAAGUCGUUCUCUUGGGGGCGCUGGGCUCCUCCCCGGAUCUUUGUGUCGUGCUACAGACCGAGAACAAACGGCUGCUGGACGUAGCCAGUAAUUUGAGUGAAAGAGUAAAGACCUAUAAAAUGUGCACUGGGACUAGAAGUAGUUGA